AUGAGUAAUUCUUACUACUUGCUCACGACUAAGAGUGGCCGAGGGCAACAGAGCCAGCAGACCGCAGUUCUCUCCCGAGGUCCAAAGAGCGCAGAUGGGGAGGGCCGAAGGCAACAAUGCCAGCAGAGAUAUAUGGCAGAACCUGAGGGGAUGCAGGGCAAGGCCGCAAGCAGUGACUACUGUGGCAUCACUCCAAGUGAGGAAACAUCACCUCCUAAUAUUACUCCUAAUGCUACUGAUAGUUCUGCGUUUGAGGUUACUGCUAAUUGCGUGUGUACAGACACAGGUACAACACCUAAUACAGCUCCUAUUUCAUCUACAGAGCAGGAGGCAGGCAAGACAGCCGAGGAGGCACUAGCCGAUCUGGGGAUGGAACUCGGACACCUUCAGGACAUCCUGGUGAGUCCCCCACCCCGGCCUGGGAUGCAUGAUGAGUCUGUAAUCAUAGAACAACCUAGGCCAUCCCUAAACGCCAAUCACUCAUCACCUGUGCAAAACCCAACCAUAGAGAAAGAACUUCCGGUGGGAGAUGAAAGUGAUCACUGCACCUCAUAUAACCAACAGCUGGCUCCCAUAGAUGCUUUUCUGGAAUCCAUCUCCAAAGCCACUCCCCCAACCUUUGUUAACGCAAAGACCACGGCAGAAUUUAAUCAAAAAUGGAGCCAGCCCACCUAUCAAAUGACAAAGUUCCCGCUUAGCGCAAAAGGCCAUCGCCAACUCCGGAAAGGGGACGAUUGA
Messenger RNA from Miscanthus lutarioriparius, 738 nucleotides. The record is from the annotation of a GenBank genome assembly. NCBI's taxonomy places the organism in Eukaryota, Viridiplantae, Streptophyta, Magnoliopsida, Poales, Poaceae.